Talaromyces stipitatus ATCC 10500 is the source of this 366-nucleotide messenger RNA. RefSeq lists its product as uncharacterized. Gene Ontology annotation, molecular function: protein binding. The record is from RefSeq and is a predicted model, not a curated record. The transcript has 2 exons. Bases 1 to 366 code for a protein of 121 amino acids. Lineage: Eukaryota; Fungi; Ascomycota; Eurotiomycetes; Eurotiales; Trichocomaceae.
AUGAGACCUGGAGCCGCACUAUAUGAAGCCGAGCAGCAAGCACGUGCAAAAUAUGGUGAAAAUGCGACCAUUUUACAGCUAGCAAUGAAAAGCGGGAAAUUGAAAUUGGCCAGAUUCUUACUUGAAGAAGGUGCUGAUAUACAUGUUCCAGCAGUUGCAUUGUCAGGCACACCUCUCCAAGAGGCAAUCGAUAAAGGGGAACUCGAAUUCGCACGCUCUGUCCUGGACGGAGCUGCUGAUGUGAACGCCGUCCCAGCGCUUUAUAACUUCACUGCUCCUGAAGCAGCCGCUCGAACAGGUAUACAUCGCAAUAGAGCUUCUUCGACGCGGAGCGCAUGCUGCCAGUGCUGCAUCAGCAUUCGGUAA